UGGCGGCGGCGGUUGGGUCGGUUGCGGCGGAGCGCUGAGGCCGUUGGAGGGCGGCGGCGAGGCGGCGGGCCUGGCCUUGGGACGAGGGAGCGGACGACGACGACGACGACGAGAGGCGGCGGCCAGAGGGCUAGAUAUAAAAGGAGAAGAGAAAACAAGAUCCUCCAUUGCCAAAAUUUACUAUUGAUUUGAUUUCUCACAGUCUUCACCCCUCAGAAGGGAUCCCUCACGGUUAACCCAUCACCAUGGCCACUGGAGGAGAUCCGUUUGAAGACGACAUAAAUGAUCAGGACUUCCCAAACUGGAGCAGCGAGAGUGUCGACGAUCGAUUGAACAACGUGAGCUGGAGUACUCAGCAGAAGAAAGCAAAUAGGUCAUCGGAGAAAAACAAGAAAAAAUUUGGUGUGGAAAGUGGAAAGCGGUUAACUAAUGACAUUUCUCCGGAGUCCUCACCGGGAGUCGGACGGCGAAGGGCCCAGACUCCUUCCACGUUCCCCCACAGUAGAUAUAUGGCCCAGAUGUCCGUGCCAGAGCAAGCAGAGUUAGAAAAGCUCAAGCAACGGAUCAACUUCAGCGACUUGGAUCAGCGGAGCAUCGGAAGUGAUUCUCAAGGCCGAGCAACUGCUGCUAACAACAAACGUCAGCUGAGUGAGAGCAGAAAGCCGUACAACUUCUUGUCACUGCAGAUCAACACAAACAAAAGCAAAGAUGCUGCUCCCGGCCCUCCAAAGCGAGAGGGUAGUGGGUCAUCGCAGUGUAAAGAAUCAUUUGCAUUAGCCCGGAGUAAAGACUGCCUGCAAAAUUGUCAAGCUCCGGAAGAAACUGGCAGCGGAGAGCCUGCUAUAGACAGUAGCCAGGUUGUGAGCAAGCUCGUACAGAUUCGGGACUACAUUGCCAAGGCUAGUUCCAUGAGGGAUGAUCUGGUAGAGAAAAAUGAAAGGUCUGCAAAUGUCGAGCGCCUCUCACACCUGUUAGAUCAUCUUAAAGAACAAGAAAAGUCAUACCUGAAAUUUCUGCAAAAGAUGCUCGCCAGAGAGCCUCAGCAGGAGACGACAGAAGAGCUGGAGAAUCUGAAGAAGCAGCACGACUUGUUGAGAAGGAUGUUGCAGCAGCAGGAACAGCUGAGAGCUUUGCAAGGAAGACAGGCCGCCCUUUUAGCACUGCAGCACAAAGCGGAGCAGGCCAUUGCCGUGAUGGACGACUCGGUUGUCACCGAAACUACUGGUAGCAUAUCCGGAAUAAGUAUAACAUCUGAAUUAAAUGAAGAGUUGAAUGACUUAAUUCAGCGUUUUCACAAUCAGCUUCAUGAUUCUCAGACGACGGCUGUUCCGGAUAAUCGGCGGCAAGCGGAAAGCCUCUCUCUGACCAGGGAGGUGCUCCACAGCCGGACUUCAUCUGCCUCACAGCCGCCGGCGGACGAGAAAGUGCAGCUUUUUAGCAAAAUGAGAGUUUUGCAGGAAAAAAAACAGAAAAUGGACAAACUGUUGGGGGAACUCCACACUCUUCGAGACCAACAUCUAAACAACUCCUCCUUCGUACCGGUGACCGCCACCCUGCAGAGGAGCGCGGAUCCUCAGAGAAGUCCGGCAGUCGCUGCUGCCGCCCCGGCCCCCAGGGGCCUGGCGGCCGGCGGCGGGUCCAACCGACCGAGGUCGCCUGGCCCUUUUCCUCCUGAAUCCCGAGCUUCUCAGAAUGACAGUGAAGAGGAAGAGCAUCUCAACCCCACUGAAAAGCUCCAGAAAUUGAAUGAAGUCAGGAAGAGACUGAACGAGUUACGGGAAUUAGUUCAUUAUUUUGAGCAGACGUCGGAUAUGAUGACUGAUGCUGUGAAUGAAAACACCAAAGAUGAGGAGGAGGAGGAAGAGGAAGAUGAGGAGGAGACUGAAGAGUCAGAAGAUGAUUGCACACGGGAGACACCCCAGCCAGUCACGAACCUCAGAAAUGCACAGGGAACGGCUAGCUGGGGUGAAGGGAACGGUAACACCAUCGCUCCUGGUGCCGCCAAUAACAGAGAUGGGCGAUCCCUCAAUACCAACUGCGAGAUAAACAACAGGUCCGCCAACCUGCGGACUCUAAAUAUGUCUUCCACUUUAGACCGCCGCUACAACUCGGAAAGUGACCGAGACGGCCGCGUGGUGCGAGGUGAAGAGAAAGAGGACGACGAGGAGGACGAAGAGGAGGGAGAGGAGGAGGAAGAGGAGGAGGAGGGAGCUGUUGAAGAAGACGGAGUCAGUGAAGCCUCCCUCUCUAGCUGUAGGAGCAGUAUGGCUGAAGAUGCCGAGUGGGAACAGAAGAUCAACAGACUGAUCUCUGCUAAAGAGAAACUCAGGCACCUGCAGGAUCUUGUCGCUAUGGUUCAGGACGGAGAGGCCGAGCCAGCCACGGAGUCCGCCAGCGCACCAGGCCCGAGCGAAUUCUUCACGGCGGGAGAAGAGUUGGCCGAGCAACACCCCGACAAUGCCCGAGACGGGGCCCAGGCAACGGAGCGAGACGCCCGGCCCGAUGACAAAUCCAGAGAGAAAUUCUAUGAAGCCAAACUCCAACAGCAACAAAAAGAGCUCAAGCAGUUACAAGAAGAAAGAAAGAAAUUGAUAGAUAUUCAAGAAAAAAUUCAAGCAUUGCAGAAGGAGUGUCCCGACCUACAGCUGUCAGCCAGGAAUGUGGGUCAUCGUUCCACCAAGAGGCGUAUCCCGGUUGUCACCUCAACCCCGGCUGUCACUGCAAAUGGAAACCCUCCCUCAAGAAGAGCCGUGUUUGAGCCUGCAGAUUCUUCCGCCGUGGAUAACGAGCUGUGGUCCGAGAUGUGUAGACAUGAAAUCUUAAGGGAAGAGUUACGCCAGAGACGAAAACAGCUUGAAGCUCUGAUGGCUGAACAUCAGAGGAGGAGAGAACUAGCAGAAGCCACGUCAGUGGUUGCUGCUUCCAUCAGAAGUGAGGGGUCAGAAACCCAGGGAACCCCUCAGCGGAGUAGAAGCGAAAAUAGAACAGUGGCAACCUGGGGAGGUUCCCCACAGUGUGUGCUCGACGAAGAAGACCGAGGAGAAGACAGCUACCUUUCCGAUGGAAUCGUUCGGGGGGCAGUGGCGGCCGACGAAGAAGAGGAGGAGGAAGAGGAGGAAGGGGACGACCAAGAGACCAGUUCUAAUGAGAACUUCUCCGUGCACCCUCGCCAAAGUCUGAGUCGAAGUCCGUAUGAACCGAAGGGAAAUAAAGACAGGUGGAAGAAGAGCCGCCCGCUUUCCGCGGAGGGCAACCUCCGGCCCGUGGCCAAGGCCCGGCAGCAGAACAUCAGCAUGCGGCGGCAGGAAAAUGUACGUUGGAUGUCCGAACUGUCUCACGUGGAAGAGAAGGAGCAGUGGCAAGAGCAGAUCAACCAGCUGAAGAAGCAACUGGACUUUAGCGUCAGCAUCUGUCAGACUCUAAUGCAAGACCAACAGACCCUGUCCUGCCUGCUCCAGACGCUCCUCACGGGUCCCUACAGCGUCAUGCCCAGCAAUGUCGCGUCUCCGCAAGUCCAUCUGAUCAUGCACCAGUUGAACCAAUGCUACUGUCAGCUCACGUGGCAGCAGAGUAAUGUUCAGAGGCUGAAGCAGAUGCUCAGCGAUCUCAUGCGCCAACAAGACGAGCACCCGGAAAAGCCCCGCAGAAAGGAGAGGGGCAGCGCCCCACCCCCGCCUUCUCCCAGUCUGUUUUGUCCGUUGGGCUUCCCGUCCCAGCCAAUGAAUCUCUUUCCUAUGCCCGGCUUCGCCGCCUGUUCCCCUUUCGCCCCGGGUAUGAAUUUCAACCCUGUAUUUCCCUCCAAUGUGGGUGACUUUCCCCAAAACACUUCUCCCCACAACGGACAGCAGUCCUCAUCAGGUCAAGACACUUCUGGAAAAACGGAGCACGUGGCAUUCCCGAAGCCUUUUGAAAGCAAUUCUUCUUUAGGAGCCGAGAAGCAGAGGAACACCAAGCCGCCGGAGGAGGAAGCGGAUCCUCCCAGGCCGGCGGGGUUGGCGGCUGACCAGGAAGGCGGGAUGGACACCCAGCCCCCUGUCAAGUCCGGGUUCGCCGUAGCCGUUCGGAAGAUGGCCUCCAACCGGAAAAGCCAGCUAGACACCAGCAGGAGACGCCGGCACUGGGACGAAGAGUCUCUGGAGAGCUUCAGCAGCAUGCCCGACCCCAUGGACCCCACCACUGUCACGAAAACCUUCCGGACCCGGAAAGCGGCGGCCCGGGCCAGCCUGGCGGCCAGGGAGAAGACCCCAAAGCCCAAGAGCAGGAAGAGGGCUUCCGCCCAGCCGAAGAACAAAGAGGAGAAUUCUGGCUAUGAAAGUGCCAGUUUGUCCAGUACGUGCGAACCUUGCAGGAGUAGGAAUUGGAAUUCCGGCCAGCCUGAGGAGCUUGGGCCAGCGCAAGUGCUCAGUGGGAAGAACCCCGAGCAACUGGAGGGGACCACCCCAGACACACGCUCCACGGAAAUAUCCUCAGCCCAGGUUAGGAGAGUCCUGCCGUCAUCGCCGCCCCCGGCUAACAGAACUGCAUGCACCGACGCGCCAGAAACCGGUAGUGAUUUUUCUAUGUUUGAGGCUCUGCGGGACACCAUUUAUUCUGAAGUAGCGUCACUAAUUUCCCAAAACGAAUCUCGACCGCAUUUCCUCAUUGAACUUUUCCAUGAGCUUCAGCUUCUCGACACCGACUACCUAAGACAGCGGGCUUUGUACGCCCUGCAGGAUGUGGUGACCCGACAUGUCUCCAAGAGCCGUGACAGAGCAGCGGAAGGGGCCAAAGCCCUGAAUUCCACAACGUGGACGGCCUCCAAUUCAGAACUUACUCCCAGCGAGAGCCUUGCUACUACUGAUGAGGAGACAUUCGCCAAGACUUUGAAUGGAGAAGAAUGCCCCGACUGUGAGUCGAACAAGGCCGACAAUGCCAGCUCCCUGUCCGUGUCUUCCAAUUUUGAACCUUUUGCAACUGAAGAUCUGGGCAACACUGUGAUUCACUUAGAUCAAGCCUUGGCCAAGAUGAAGGAGUACGAGCCGGUCAAGGUAGAGGCUGAAAGUCACCUCGCCUCGGGUGGGGAUUUUCCGGGUGCCGCUGUCGCCGCCGUCGCCGCCGCCACCUCAGCAGUGGAAACUCCAAAUGUCAACGCCCAGCGGGCCCAAGAGCCGGCAAGGGAAGCAUCUGCUGCUCCAGGUCCUCGGAUUGACACUCAGCAGCUCGACCGGCAGAUUAAAGCCAUCAUGAGAGAGGUGAUCCCCUUCCUAAAGGAACACAUGGAUGAAGUCUGCUCCUGUCAGCUCUUGACUUCAGUCAGGCGCAUGGUUCUGACCCUGACCCAGCAGCACGACGAGAGCAAAGAGUUUGUCAAAUUUUUUCAUAAACAACUCGGAAGUAUAUUACUGGAUUCACUGGCAAAAUUUGCUGGCAGAAAACUGAGGGACUGUGGGGAGGACCUUCUGGUGGAAAUAUCUGAAGUUUUGUUCAAUGAACUGGCUUUCUUUAAGCUAAUGCAAGACUUAGAUAACAACAGCGUUACCCUGAAACAAAGAGGCAACAGAAGAGUGGAAGCAGCUGUGGCCAUAACGCCUUUCGCUAAAGAGGCAAAGAGAAGCCUUGAGGGAGAUCCCUGUUCACCUCCAGGAGAGAUUGACGACGUAGACAAAGACAAGGAUGAGACUGAAAUGGAAAAGCAGGCCCGCGUGCCCGAGGUGGGCGACGGCCGCGACGGUCCCAGGAGCGGGCGGUCUGACGUUUCUGACCCGGAGGACGAGGAGGAGAGUGAGAGCUGCCCACUGUCCAUCAGCUUAUCCAAAGCCGAAACCCAGGCUCUGACCAAUUAUGGAAGUGGAGAAGAUGAAAACGAGGACGAAGAAGUGGAGGAGUUUGAAGAGGGGCCCGUGGACGUUCAGACUUCGCUCCAGGCAAACAAGGAGACCCCAGAGGAAAACGAUCGAGAACAGAGUCCGCGGCCGAAGCUGGGCCGGCCGGGCGGGAGCGCAAAAGGCCCGUCAACUCCAGAAAGCACUGGCACUGAAGGGACCCAGGACGGACCCACGGGAUCGCCGGCUUUGCCCGCUGUUUCGGAACAGGAGCGGCACCCCAAUGGCAGCGUCAGCCUUCCGACCGGACCAGCUGCCGCCGGGCCCUCCCGAGAGCCCGGCCCGGACCCACCAGCCACACAAGCAGCCAGCGUGGGCCCGGCUGGCACCCGAGCCAAGCCCUCUGCCGGGUCCCCCGAGAGCUCAGUGGCCGGCAGCCCCGACACCGAGUCCCCGGUGCUGGUGAACGAAUUUGAGGCCGGGUCUGGAAACAUCAGUCAGAAAUCUGACGAAGAUGACUUUGUGAAAGUUGAAGAUUUACCUCUGAAACUGACGAUGUAUUCCGAGGCGGAGCUGACACAGAAGAUGGUGGCCGAGGAACAGAACAACCGCUUGACUGAUGAGAUCCUCGCGGGAAACGGACCUCAAAUGGAAGAACUGGCUGGAGAUUCUCAGCUUUCCAAAGAGCCUGGUAAACCACCGGAGCCCAGAGCGCACGAGAGAAUCAUCAGCGACCCCUCCGGCUCCGUUCCCUCCCCUCCCCAAGUCAGUGAUUCCGUAUCAAACUGGUCCUAACUCGACGUCUCCUUUGGAGCCGUUUAGCGAUGGGAUCGAGGCUUUGCCCUUAGCGGGGGUGGCCCCCGGCCUGACAUCAGCUCCUCCCACCUUCAGAAUGUUGAGGCACUGUUCUCUUUGCUCGCUUCUUUUUUAUUUUUUCACUGUGUUUUGUUUAGUAACUUUAAACUCAAAGCCUAGUUUUAAAUAAAGGUUGGACUUGUCGGUUAA
Messenger RNA from Ornithorhynchus anatinus (platypus), 6806 nucleotides. RefSeq names its product pericentriolar material 1 (gene PCM1). The transcript has 40 exons. Gene Ontology annotation, cellular component: centrosome; ciliary basal body; centriole. Gene Ontology annotation, biological process: protein localization to centrosome; intraciliary transport involved in cilium assembly; cilium assembly. The record is from RefSeq and is a predicted model, not a curated record. Bases 246 to 6596 code for a protein of 2116 amino acids. Lineage: Eukaryota; Metazoa; Chordata; Mammalia; Monotremata; Ornithorhynchidae.